Molecule: messenger RNA, 714 nt
Organism: Anisakis simplex (herring worm)
Lineage: Eukaryota; Metazoa; Nematoda; Chromadorea; Rhabditida; Anisakidae
Source: the annotation of a GenBank genome assembly
AUGACGGUCAUUCGAAGUUUGAGUGAUUAUUUCAGAACAUUGAAUACGCUGUUAGCUGUGGAAAGUUGGAGAAGUGCUGAAGAAGCUGCUCAACUUCUUUCAGUGAAAGGUUCACAUGCACAGUGCAAAUUCCUUCUGGCUGAAACAGCUGCGACAGAACGUCGAAUACAAAUCGAUUCAGUUUUUGAUGAUAUAGCUUGUUUUCAUUUGAUGGUUCUCAAUGCACUCAGUAAACUCAAGUACGCACAUGCAUUCGAUACGCAAGCACAAAUGGUGCAACUGUUCAAUGAGGAAAUUCUGCAAAAAGAGAAAGAUCAAAAUUGGUUCAUGCCAAUUUUCUAUCGUAUUUGCACAGAUCUUCGACUGAUCGCAAGAGCGGCUGAUACAAAAGCAAAUCGAAUAUGUGAUCCUGAGAAGAGCAGUUAUUAUGAACAAGCAGCUACAUACUUCAUGAAAUGCUAUCGUUCGUGUGUCAACGACGUUCGCGCUGAUAAAGAAGUGACGAAGAGAAUCGCAAUGCUGAAUUUAACCAAUCAGUUAUUUCGAAUUUAUUUUCGGAUCAAUAAACUGAAUCUUCUCAAACCAUUGAUUCGUGCGAUUGAAGCCGAUACUGAACUUUAUCACAAGUUUUCAAUGGCCGAUAAAGUGACUUACAAUUAUUAUUUGGGACGUAAAGCAAUGUUCGACUCAGAUUUAGCACUUUGUUCGCAUUGA